Messenger RNA from Zasmidium cellare ATCC 36951, 669 nucleotides. RefSeq lists its product as uncharacterized. The transcript has a single exon. NCBI's taxonomy places the organism in Eukaryota, Fungi, Ascomycota, Dothideomycetes, Mycosphaerellales, Mycosphaerellaceae. The coding region runs from base 1 to 669 and encodes 222 amino acids. The record is from RefSeq and is a predicted model, not a curated record.
AUGCUCCGCGACUUCCCACCCUUGGGCCCUCGAGUCUCAGCCGACGAGCAGAUCUUUAUGAACACUGCACCAGUCAACGAACGACCCAUCGAUCAUGCGCCUAUAGAUCCUUUGGACGAUGUCUUUGGGUCUGCGCCAUCGUCGCCGACACUGCCUGCUCAAGCCGGUAACGGAGGAGAGGAUGCUGUCCUGAGCAGCGGCGCCCAACGUGCCGAACACUCAGACAUCCCCAGACUUCGAAGCAUCCACGUCACGAAUGGCUACCGUGAAGGUAUCGCCGUGAGCAAAGAGAAGCAUAUACAAGCUGGCUUCGACGAAGGCUACAGUCUAGGAGGGGAAAUUGGUGUGAAAGUUGGCUGGUAUCUGGGCGUACUGGAGGGAACCUCUCAAGCUGUCGGACGUCUUGAGGGAGACAGCCAUGGCGAGCUCAAAGACGAGGUGCAAAAGACGUAUGUGGAGGCGCAAGAGGCGCUAAAGAUGGAGAAGCUGCUCGGCCCGGAAUUCUUUGGGCCAGAUGGUAUUUGGCUAUAUGAGGUCCCUGGGCAAGACGACGAGGGCAGUGAGUUGCAGGUGACUUUUGCAGAUGUUGCUGCGAGGCAUCCUGUGCUCGUUCAAUGGAGGGAAACGGUUGAAGGGAUCGCUAGCAAGGUCGGACUCAAGCUGGGGUGA